UAUAUAAAAUAAAAUAAAUGUUUACCAAUCACAGUCGAUUUCUUCUUUUACAUUCGACUGUGAUUGAUCAAUUUCUACUAUUUUACUGCUUACUGCCAGUGUAGAAUGGACUUAAGCUAGGCCAGACUGGAGUCAAAUUGAGCACAUGUGCUUCCCUCGAGGUGUACGGAAGUAUAUUAAUUAAGUUUGUUUAAAAUUAAAAAUUAUGACAGUUCAAGUGCAAAUUGUACACGUGCACGCGUAAGUUUCGAGUAAAGUUACGGGCUUUUACGCGCGAGCGUCAAGAUGCAGAUGAAAUUGGCCAAGAAGGAGAGCCGGGCGAAUCGGAGCGUUAACCUCGUCGAUGUGGACGACUUGGUUGUAAAGAGGAAAGGCGGUGGAAGUAUAAUCGAUCAACGCCCGUUGUUUUCCAACGAGGGAGAUACUCUGUAUAUAUUGUGGAAGAAUGUUAUAAGAGUGUACAGUACGCAAACGGGGGACUUCGUGCGAGAGUUCGAGGCCGCAGAUUACAGAAUUACCGGGAUGCUUAUACAUCCAGACAACAACAAUGUUAUCAUUGGUUGCACCGAGAACGGAGAGCUCAACUGCUGGAGUUGCCAGAGUGGCAUUAUCACUAAGAAGCUGCAAUUGAAAUAUGAAACAAACUACAAAAUAAAGAUUAGGACCUUUCACAUUGUAAAAUACAAGAUGUUUCAAGGAAAUGAAGUGUGCCAAGCAUUGAUAACUUCCCUUUUGCUGCGAGAUGGACGCAAAGAGAUACACGUAGCUCUAUUCGAUAUAGAAAGUGGAACUUGUACAAAAUCGACGUUCAUCUUGACAAAGUCGUGGGAAUAUUAUAUCGACGUGAUAGGAAACCACGGGGAGAAUUUAAUAGCACUUUUGCACGAUGUAGACUUACAUAUAUUAAAUCCAGCCAGGAAUUUAGUCGAUAAACUACACAAGACUGGUAGAACAGGUAGGAUACCUACUUGUAUAGCGGGACACCCGGAAGAGGAGUGCGUCGCUACUGGAGAUUCCACUGGGCGUGUAGUAGUAUGGAGAAGUCUCUUCCUAACUAGACCAUACACGGCAGUUUUCCAUUGGCACACAUUGCCAGUUACGGAAAUAGCGUUUAGCAAGUCAGGUGGCCACAUGUAUACAGGUGGCGGUGAAUGUGUAUUGGUAAAAUGGACUCUCGCGAAUCCACAGCACAAGUCAUUUCUGCCGCGAUUACCGGCGCCGAUUAAACAUCUCACCAUCGCGCCUGACAAUUUGUAUGUAGCUGUAUCGACUUUAGACAAUGGUAUUGUUAUCGUAAAUCCGCAAAAGAAACUGACGUCGGUGAUACAAAACUUUACGUGGGGCGUUGCCUCGUCGUCGAAAGACUUGUUUCCCGCAGGUCUGAUCGUCGAUCCGAGAACGGGUUCUCUUGUUCUAAAUAGUCGUACUGGGCACGUUCAAUUUUACAAUAUUCACACGAAGAAUCUACUGUACAAUAUUAAUAUAACUGCGCAAAAUUUUUUGACUCAAGAACGCGAUGUAAUUAUUGUAAAUACGGAAGUUACAAAGUUAGCUCUGAACCAUGACGGCACAUGGAUGGCGACAGUCGAAGAGAGGCACGAUAAAGUCUCGUCUAUAGAAGUGCGAUUGAAAUUUUGGAUAUUCGAUCUGAAACAGCAGAUAUUUGUAUUGAAUACAUCUAUCGAGUUACCUCACGAGGAUGGGGUAAAUACGCUGCAAUUUCAACCGAACACGACGUUUGACGAUGAAGAGUGGUUAGCAGUCACCACUGGGAAGGACAACAAAUUUAAAUUGUGGAAUUUAGGCAAAUCCCCAAGUACAGAAAAAGAAACGAGACAUUGGUAUUGUUACGGAGUAGGCGACUAUCGUAAUCUACCUGCUACGGAUGCGGCUUUCUCGAUGGAUGGUUCGUUACUGGCUAUCGGUUUUUCUUCCACCUUAACCAUAUGGAUACCCGAAACGUGUGAAUUGAAAUCCAGUCUCACGCAUUCCCAAUACAACCAUCCGAUUACACGAAUAGAAUUUGGCAAACACGAGGCCUGUCAUCUCGUGGUAGUUGCGUCUCGGCAGCACGUCACAGUCUGGAAUAUUUUAACCCUCGCUAUAACGUGGAGCGUGCCGUUGAGUGUGGUCAGUCUCAUCGCCGACCCGAAGUCCACGUAUAUGGCGGCAUUUACGUCCGAUAAUUCGCUAUACAUAUUCACGCCACAAAAUGCGACAUACGUUUACAAGAAAACGUGUCUCAUCGAAAACUACAUCGAAAACACUAGCUCGAUAUUGGCGGCCGCCUUCGUGCCCCAUUUGCAGGAGAAGCGCAACUCUCCGCUCGGGCAGUGGCAACAAAAGUCGCAACUCUUCUUUUUGGAUUCGAAUCAAGAAUUGCUCACGUUGGAGCCAGAGUCUGAAAUGGACAUUUCUUUGGAAAUCCUUUCGGAUAAAGGGGCCGUGCCACUGACCGCUUUCUCCAAUCUUAUAGCGGCUCAAACUUCUUCAGGCAAAGAGCAGACCGUCGCGGAAAUUCACGAACAUCUUGGCGUAUCGACGAAGGGGAUGGUAGAAGAAUUACUCAGCGUGUCGGCUCAUACUUUGCCUCCGAUAAGAUUGUUGUGCUCGUCGCUCAUCUUGUCGUUGAUGAGACAGCAAUCGUCGAGAAAUGAUCUUAGAAGUACCGAAAAAGACAGCGAUGAUGAGGACAAUCGGGAUGAUGCCUUGGACUUAAGUGACGACGAAGUGUCACGGCCGACGAAAUCAGCGGCUACGCCGACAAACGCCGAAAAUGAGGAUACGGACGAAUUAGACGUGCAACUUGUCAGUCACGAUUGGUCCUUCCUAGCCACUAUAUUUCCCGACUAAAACGGCACCGCUCAUUGAAGAACUCUCGCGUGAAGCAGCAGAUCACAAAGUUGAGUCCAUUCAACGAACGUGCAAACGCAAUUAACAUUUUGUUAAUUGAAAUAUGAGCUGCGUGGACAAUAUGUGAGCUGUACAGAAUGUUAAUUCAUUACGAGACAUUAAUAAAACAUUCAAACGUGUG
Messenger RNA from Ooceraea biroi (clonal raider ant), 3034 nucleotides. RefSeq names its product WD repeat-containing protein l(2)05287. Gene Ontology annotation, cellular component: nucleolus; small-subunit processome. Lineage: Eukaryota; Metazoa; Arthropoda; Insecta; Hymenoptera; Formicidae. Gene Ontology annotation, molecular function: protein binding; RNA binding. The record is from RefSeq and is a predicted model, not a curated record. Gene Ontology annotation, biological process: positive regulation of rRNA processing; ribosome biogenesis; positive regulation of transcription by RNA polymerase I.